UUUGAUGUCUGUUGCAAUUGGGGCUAUAAUUCAAGAAUGGAUUCAGUGAAUUUGCAAGAAAAUUUCAAGCUAUUCUAUCGUAUUGCUCAAAUUCUUAUUGUACAACUAAAAGAUGAAGACAAAGUCCUGGCUGCCCAAUGGAUGCGCAAAUUGGCCUCCUGCCGUUCUGCUCCAGAUCUGGAACUUCGCAAUCACUACAUGUCACUGCUGCUAAUUGUUCUCCAGCAGAAAUGCUUAGUUGGGCCAUUCAGAACCAUCCCCGGAGCAGGCAGCAAGCUGGAGCCCUUUUCACAAGACUACCAGCUAGCCGAUAUUCGAAAAUUGAUAGUCGAGGAACUUGCGAAAAACCCUCCAUUUCCAAUUCCUCAGUACGCACUGUCGGGUGGUCCGCUGUACACAGAGUUUUCCGUGGCACAAGAGAUUCCAAAAUUUGGUGUGGAAUUUCUAUACGUCUAUACGCUUCAACCCAUUCACGAUUUCCAACAAGCCCAACAGUCGAGAAUUCCCAGGGCAUUGCAGGGUCCAUCGCGAUCCACUAUGAGGGAUUUGAAUGCCGGCAUCGAAAGCUUACUGCGCUCCGAGAAGCAGAAAAUGAAGAUUACUAUUGAUGAAGCUGGCAAAAGGAAGAUUCAAAUUCGCGACGAACAUUUUGCGGACUUUUCUACGGGACCGAGACAACCUCGAAUGAUUCCGAAGAAAUUGCAAAAACGACUUGGUGUAAAAUUACCUGAACCUCAAGCUGAAACGGAUGCGUUUGGUGAAGAGCCCAUUUCCACAACUUCUAGGGCUAGAACAGGGGCAGUUCCCAAGACAAAAACUAUACGACAACCAACAGGACUUCGUCCACCCGGAACAGCGGCACCAAGUGGUCUGAGGGCCCCUGGAAGGGUUCGCCAAACAACCAUUCCAAAGGAGGAAAGCCAACGAGUGAUUCAACAACAUAGAUCUCCGGUCAGACAAACUCGUUCUCCCCUACGGAUUGUACGUCAUCCAGAUGCUCCUCCCACACCACCAAUUUUUGUUUCUGGAGCGCGAACCGCUGGUCUGAUCUAUGAACCGCAACAGUUUGGAAUAGAACCAACCGAGAAAUUUACUUAUCCUAAAACAAAAAUGCUCAAAAUGAAAUGGACUCCAUCAAGGAGAAUAAAACGUCCCCAAGUGAGGGAUAUUGUGAAAGAGCACCCGAUCACGGAACAAAUUCGACAUCUACAACCGGAACCGAGACCACGGAUCGCUACUCCAGAGAUAAUUGAAGAAAUUCGCGAGCAGCAACGACGUGCCCAACUACUCGAGGGAGCAGAUGUCAGAACACGUGGGCUGAUGGAGCAGUACUAUGCCGCGAAGGCUGCCAAACCACGUGUCCUUGAUUUCUCCCAGCAUGAGGAACCCACCGAAAUCGAAAUACAAACGAGUACAUCUCCGAGGCGACCUGGUGCUGGUCUCGUGGUAAGCGAUCGUGAUUACGAGGAAAUCUUCCAACCUUUGCUGCUUGAUGAUAGUCCAAUCGCUCCCGAAGAUCUUCUUGCUGAAGAGGAGUUGGCCUAUGAUGAUAUGUUCGGAGAGGCGGCAUACGUUUCUCCGGUUAGACCAAGAACACCAGCACGAGACAUAUCGUAUGCCGCAGCGCUAACACCCAGGCAGCAAGAGGUAACCCGGGAGUUAAGCCGAAGCAGAAGUGACCUACUGAAAGAUGAGAGCGAGUUUCUGGCAGAUGAAGACAUUGACUUCGCGGACGAUUAUGUUGAGUUUGCUAGCCCUCGGGCAGGUACUCCUCGUACGCCAAUAAGUGCUACAAGAAGAAUAGAGGAAGCUCGCAGAGCGUAUCGUGAAACAAUGGGACGUUCCAGUCCAAAGACUCCCGUGAGAACUCUUCCAAGGCCUGUACUAUCUACACCCAAACCUGCACCCUAUAUCUACAAAUCUCCUGAAAUUUCACCGGGAGGCACAACUGCUCGUCUGAUUGAUAUCAGUCCUGGAACUCCCCAGAGAAUGACUUCGAUAAUGCAUCGAAUCAAUCGGCAGGUGAAAGCACACAACGAAUUGAUCGGAAACAUUUCCGAACAACCGCGUACUCCGUCAGUUGAAAACCUAGCGAUUGAGGUUAAGAAAGGUAAACAGGUGCUUGAAACACUCCGAGGUCGUUUGGAUCGUUUCAGGGAGCAGCAGGUGGUGAAACCGGAAAGUCCACUACAGGAAAAAGCUACAGAGGAAACUGAAGUUCCACUUAGUCCUCUCGGAAUAAAACUUCAGUUACAAAAUCUAUCCGACGUGAUUCAGGAAGCAGUAGAAAACGCACAAGAAUUACAAGACGUUUCGGAGACCAUACAAGAACCCGUUGUCCAACAGGCAGCUGAGCAGAGUUUGAACGUAACUGACGAAUUGCUGAAUAUUUCGAAUCGAAUGAACGAUGUGUGGGAAGAAACUGCUAAACGUCUUGGAGACUCCUCACUAGGACUCAUUGGAGAUGAUGAACUUGGGGAUGACAUUUUUGCGGGCGCUCAAAUGGGAAGUCCUGUGAAGAAUGCAUUGAACCGUAUUGUAGACACCUUAAACAAUUCAGUAGAAGAAAUAAUUGCUGAGGGAGCUAUACCAGGAACACCAGCUUUCGACCAACUGGAGAAGACACUUAAUAACUUCAAACGAGCGCUCCAGCAAAUUGAUUUCGAUGAAUCAUUGCUUGAUACCAGUUUACCAGCUGAAGACCUAUUGAAUGAAACUAUGGAAAAAUUGGAACAAUCACUCCAAUCGGAGGCUGCUGCAGUUGCAGCUGUUUCGAAAUCGCCAGGAAAAGAACAAAUUGUGGAGAAAGGCGAAGCAAUAGUUGAAGAAAUGAGCGAAGUGCUAGAUGAUUUGGUUGCUAUUCAACCAGUCCUUCCCACAGCAUCCGUUCCGUUGACACCAACUCGAAGUGCGAUUGCAUCGCGCUUAGAAAUGUUACGAACAACUCAAAAGCAAACAGUUGAACAGAUCCCUCAAGGAAUAGAACCUGAUGAACUGGUUGACGUUGAAAUUCCCCAGUAUGCACCGUUUACGCUGGAUUGGCCAGAGGAGGAAGAAGAAGUAGAUGAAGUAGAAGAGGAGAAGCUGGACGAAUCCGAUAAGAUUUUGGAUAUAGACGAAAUGGAAAUGGAUGAUUCGUUGUUAGUGGACCAAGCUGAUGAAAUUCCGAAAGAAUUUUUCUCUGCUGCCGUGCCACAGUUUGAACCCGAAAUUUUGGAGGAAUCAUUUAUGAACACUGAUGACAUUUUCGGAGAAGAAUUUGUAGCAACGCCUACCAAAUACACACCAACCUUACUAAGGACUGGAUAUUCGCCUAGAUCGCCAAAGCAUCCCACGCCAAUAGGAGCCGAUACGCGGGAUCAAUUAUUAGAUCUCGUAGAGGAAACGAAGCAACAACAGGAUAGACUGCUUGACGCAAGUAUCGCAAUGAUUCAGAAUGCUGAAGAUACUGCUGCGGUAGCCAAAGGUCAACAAAUAGCACAGCAAAUCUUAAAAUCGCAGGCAGUUUUGGACGAUAUAGUUACCAGUGUUCAAAUUCCCGGUUCACCGUUACGAGAAGAUGAAAGGAAUUUUGCUUGGCUCGGACCUAUGGCGACACAGGGAAGACAAAAGAGACACCAACAACCUCAACCUGCACCUAGUACAAGACAAAUUCAAAGGCCCCAAUCCACGACAUCAAGAAUCGCUCCACCGAAACCGACUGCGAUUAGAAGACCGGUACAAACUACUUCUUCUUUAAGACCGCCGUCAAUUGCUGGAGGAUCCCAACGCGUAGCUCCACGUGGCACACAGGCACCGAGACCAAGGGCAGGAUCAGCCACACCUACUCCUGUAACACGACCCCAAACUGCGCAACCGCAUUCUUCAUCAGUUCGAAGAAUGCUGCCUCGUCCAAGCUCAGCAGCACCUGGUCCCAGUCGGAGAAGAUAAAAACUUUAAAUUUG
This is a messenger RNA of Toxorhynchites rutilus septentrionalis, 3944 nucleotides long. RefSeq lists its product as uncharacterized. NCBI's taxonomy places the organism in Eukaryota, Metazoa, Arthropoda, Insecta, Diptera, Culicidae. The record is from RefSeq and is a predicted model, not a curated record. The transcript has 4 exons. The coding region runs from base 37 to 3930 and encodes 1297 amino acids.